Thelazia callipaeda (thelaziosis nematode) is the source of this 666-nucleotide messenger RNA. The record is from the annotation of a GenBank genome assembly. NCBI's taxonomy places the organism in Eukaryota, Metazoa, Nematoda, Chromadorea, Rhabditida, Thelaziidae.
AUGUCGGCUGGUUCAUCGAGAAUUUUGGCUAAAAAAGUGCCUCAACGUGUUGCUGAAGUAGCAGAAGAGGUACAAGACUGGGAGAACCAUGUAAUUCUAAGAUUUCCUGAUGAUAUUGCCCCGAGGAUCGCCAAAAUGAUUGAUGAAUGUAACGAUGGUGAAUUAGGUAUCAGUUUUCAACCAGAUAUGCGCAAUGCGACUGUAAAAUUUCAAGAGAAAAUUAUGUCAGCGAAAUUGUUCGAUUUACCGUGUGUGAUGAAGACUAUUGACAAAAAGAAUGUUUACAAAGUCACAGACGCACCACAGAUAAUGAUAUGUUCGCAUGAUUUGCAACCUGUAACAGAAUCAUCAUCUCAUAGUGAUAUGUCCAAGUUCAAGAGAGACAAAUUAUGGCAGUGGCCCCAUGGAUUAACUCCACCAAUGAAAAGUGUGCGGAAAAGGCGUUUUCGAAAAACGAAAAAGAAAAAAUAUAUGGAUGCACCUGAGGUGGAACGAGAAUUAAAACGGCUUUUAAGAGCAGAUAUCGAAGCUAAUUCUAGUAGAUGGGAGAUUGUAACUCCUGAAGAAGAAAAAAAAGUGGAAAUUCCUCCAGUUCCUGUAGAAACUCUUGUUCUUGGUGAGAUUAGCAAUUCAGAGGACGAAAAUGUUUCAGUCAAAGGAGAUUAG